This is a messenger RNA of Octopus sinensis (East Asian common octopus), 1352 nucleotides long. Its product is annotated as U6 snRNA phosphodiesterase-like. The record is from RefSeq and is a predicted model, not a curated record. Lineage: Eukaryota; Metazoa; Mollusca; Cephalopoda; Octopoda; Octopodidae. Gene Ontology annotation, biological process: U6 snRNA 3'-end processing. Gene Ontology annotation, cellular component: nucleus. Gene Ontology annotation, molecular function: 3'-5'-RNA exonuclease activity. Bases 33 to 872 code for a protein of 279 amino acids. The transcript has 7 exons.
AAUUUUGUGAAACACCGGUAGGCUCAAUCUUAAUGGCAAGUGGAAGAAUUGUUGAUUAUUCGGGAAGUUCAGAUUCUGAUCUCGGUGAUGAGGAAGACAGCAAGGAGAGUUGUUUAAAACGAAAAUCACCUUGUAGUGCAACACCUGAAAAAGAAAUAAAUAAUAAAAGGCGACACAGAGACCCACUUCCAUUGCCAGAUGACAUUAAAAACAUGUUUAAAGAAAAAGAAAUCUCUAUCGUUGACAAUCCUGAUUUUCAUGAAGGACGUAUUCGAAGUUUCCCACAUCUUGCCGGUAACUGGGCUACCCAUGUGUACAUUGAAGUGGAAAGAAACGAACACUUUGCAGAAAUACAGAGACUUCUACUUUCGGAACUGGAGCCUUUUGCAGAUUUCAAAGCAUUCUCUCAGCUUCAUCUUAGUUUGUCAAAGACAGUGCCAAUACGUCAUCAUUGGAUUCAGCCUCUCACUGACAGUCUGUCAGUAAGUCUACAGGAUGCUGUCAGUACAUCGUGUGGAUUUUGUGCCAUAAAACUUUACACCAAUGACGAAAAUACUCGAACCUUUCUUUCUUUGCAAGUGACCAGUUCAACAGAUACGUUAUUUGACUACACAACCUAUGUGGACAAAGCAUUUAAAGAUUUUAAUCUACCUCCAUUUUAUUCAGACCCAUCCUUCCAUGUGAGUAUUGCCUGGUCUUUAGGGGAUGUUAUAAAUGCCAUACCAGAAGAAACCAUGCAGAAUUUACAGAAUCACCUGGACGAUUACCUUUCUGAACAUAUCAACAGUUUUGUCAUCUCCAUUACAGAAAUACAUUGCCAAAUUGGGAACAAACAUUUCAAAUUUCCUCUAAAAUCAAGGAACAGAUACUGAAAUAAUUUCAUUGAUAUGAAAAUAAUGUCUUUUUUAUAUAUAUAUAUAUCUUUAUUUUCAUUGAUAUAAUAAAUUAUUUUCAUAAUAAUUCUCAUGUCUUCUUCUUGGAGAAUACAUUUUGGAUUUUAGGAGUUUUGGUAUUUUUGUGUUGCUUUAGACAUUCUUUUACUUUUUUUAUUUAGUUUUUGAGGUAUGUAAGUGUAGGGCUUGGUUGUGUGGUUAAGAAGCUUGUGUCCCAGCCAAAUAGUUUCAGGUUCAGUCCCACUGUGUAGCACUUUGGGUAUUUUCUAAUUGCUCUUGUAAGUGGAUUUGGAAGAUGGAAACUGAAAGAAGCUCAUCAUGUAUAUGUAUGUGUGCACGUGUAUGGGAGGUGUAUGCGCUUGUUGGUUAAAAUGGUUUUCUUCCGUGAUGUAAUUGUUCGAAGCAAAGUUAAUCGGAAAAAUAAAUGAAGGAAAAACAGAUGAAAAAUACAAAGGAAAG